Molecule: messenger RNA, 1250 nt
Organism: Liolophura sinensis
Lineage: Eukaryota; Metazoa; Mollusca; Polyplacophora; Chitonida; Chitonidae
Product: potassium channel subfamily K member 12-like
Exons: 2
Coding region: 22-1245 (407 amino acids)
Biological process (GO): stabilization of membrane potential; potassium ion transmembrane transport
Cellular component (GO): plasma membrane
Molecular function (GO): outward rectifier potassium channel activity; potassium ion leak channel activity
Source: RefSeq, a predicted model, not a curated record
UUCGGGGGCGCGUGUGACGGUAUGGCUAGAAACCGUCACCGCAAAUGCUGUCGGUUCCGACUUCGUGAAGAUAAUGCCCGAUUUGUCCUUCUGGCCGUGGUUAUGGUGUUCUAUAUGCUCUGUGGUGCCGGCAUGUUCAUGUUGUUAGAACGUCGAAACGAAGAAACAGAGAGAGCCAUUUACGAGGGGGUGAUCAGGGAUUUUCUGGCACAUAACCCGGGAGUGAACCGGACAGAUUUGGAGGUAUUACUCAAGCGACAUGCACAAACCGAUGCAGCAGGAUUUGUUGGUACCAAACGCCCACGAUGGGAUUUCGCGGGAUCUUUUUAUUUUGUCGGAACAGUUGUGUCUACAAUAGGUUUUGGAAUGACUACACCACAGACAGUUCCGGGGAAAAUAUUUUUGAUAUUUUACGGAUUUUUCGGUUGUGCCGGAGCCAUCCUGUUCUUCAAUCUCUUCCUGGAGAGGAUUAUUACAUUCCUGGCUUACAUCCUGAGGGCGGUUCACGAGCAAGAGCUUCGCCGGAAAGGACUGACCAAUGGCAAGCACGGAAAAGGUCGCCGGGGAUCCCAGGCUUCCGAUGACGACAGUUUGGACUCGUGGAAACCCUCCGUGUAUUGGGUCAUGCUUAUACUUGUGCUGGGCGCAGUUUUCGUGGCGCUCUGUGCUUCAGCAAUGUACCAGCCUGUGGAGGAAUGGAGUUAUUUCGAUGCCAUUUAUUUCUGUUUCGUGACCUUUGCUACCAUUGGGUUUGGUGACAUCGUUGUUAGUCAGAAGUCAAAUUACGAUUAUGUUCACCUCUAUAGAUUUGGCAAUUUUGUCUUCAUAGUUAUCGGAUGCUGUUGUAUAUAUAGCCUUUUUAAUGUGACUUCAAUAGUGAUAAAACAGAUUCUGAACUGGAUAUUACGAAAACUGGACGUCCGGCAGUACCGCUGCUGCUACCGACCCAAACCCAGACCCCGGCGGAACGCAAUUACGCCAGGACAUAUAAACCGCCAAGCUAAAGGUGCUGUGACAGUGUCGGACGUUGAAAAUGACAGUGACUCCGAGAGGAGAAACUCAGGGGAAAUGAUUUCAAUGAGAGACUUUUUGCAAGCCAAUAAAAUUUCUUUAGCAAUGAUGCAAAAACAACUGUGGGAAACGGCACAGAGGGGUGCUAUUUCCAGCUCCAAUGGCGGUGGUUUUCAAGGGGGUGUGGGGCCUUUAGCUAUACUGAAUAAAAAAUUGGGACAAGAAGAUGUAUAACGACG